AUGGCAUGCCCAUUUUUGGACAACCCCGUAGAGCUGGGAGUGCAAAUUGAGAUGAUCACUGAGUGGCAAAACCCUCUGUUUCUCCCAGAUGAUGCACUCAUUGAACGUUAUAGGUUCUCAGUGGAAGGAAUAAAAUAUCUGUGUGUGCUUCUGGAGCACACACAGAGUCAUGCACUGAGCGUUCAGCAGACAGUCUGCAUUGCAUUACGUUUUUUUGCCAUAGGCACAUUCAUGUAUGCAGUCGGAGAUGCUGAAAAUCUAAGUAAGAACACUGUGUGUUCCACAAUUCAUAAGGUUACUGGUGCACUUGUUGAUACGUUGGAUAUGUUUGCCGUGUUCUUGGGACACUUGCCGACACAGGCUAUAAAGAGGGCCUCUACAAGAUCGCAGGUAACCUGAUUCCCAAGAGUGAUCGGUGUGAUAGAUUGCACGCACAUCCCCAUUCCCGGCCCUUUGGGUGAAAAUGAGGCAGACUACGUCAACCGUAAAUCAUUUCACAGCCUCAUUGUUCAGAUGACUUGUGACCAUAACUACCUCGUCACAAGUGUUGAGGCGAAGUGGCCCAGGUCAGUUCAUGACUCCCUGAUCUUUAGGGAAUCAAAGAUGUGUCUUCAACAAAGAUUUAAAUCAGGGCUGUUCAGGGGGUUUCUGCUGGGAGACAGGGGCUAUGCCUGCCAAGCAUCACUUAUGACCCCUUACCCUGACCCUGAAGCAGGACCACAAACGUCAUUCAACGAGGCCCUGGCAAAACCCCGCUCAAGAAUUGAGAAUACAAUUGGGAUUCUUAAAGCUAGAUUUACCUCCUUGCAGUGGUUGAGAGUGGCACCUGACAGAGCCUGCAAAAUAAUGUGUUGUGUUAUUCUUCACAACAUUGCCGCAAUUCGGAAGGAAAGGGCCCCUGUUGUGAACCCCCACCCCCCUGAUGUUGUGGACCCCAUCACCUUGGACUUUCCCACUGGAAGGGCAGUAAGAGCAGCCAUAACCCAACAAUUCUUCACUUGAACAAAGGACUUGUU
Notolabrus celidotus (New Zealand spotty) is the source of this 1016-nucleotide messenger RNA. Its product is annotated as putative nuclease HARBI1. NCBI's taxonomy places the organism in Eukaryota, Metazoa, Chordata, Actinopteri, Labriformes, Labridae. The record is from RefSeq and is a predicted model, not a curated record.